AUGGCGACUUCAACUAUUAGUAGUAAUGAUCGUGUCGCUUUCAUUGGAUUGGGUGCAAUGGGUUAUCCAAUGGCUACUAAUCUUCAAAAGUAUUUAGCAGUAAAUCAAUUUCCAAAUCUGCUCGUUUACAAUUGUACCUACUCCAAAGCCCAAUCACUUGCAGAAUCAGUAGGAGUAAUUGCUACACAAUCAUUACAAGAUGUUGCAGAACAAGCGAACAUCAUAUUUACUUGUUUAUUGAAUGACCAAGCAGUCUCCAGUAUUUAUAAAGAAUUGUUGAAAUGUUCUGAUCCACGUAAAUUCAACAACAUUAAUAACAGAUCAGUAAUUUUUAUUGACUGUAGCACAAUUUCACCACAUGUUAUUAAUGAAGUGAAAAAUGAAGUUGAAAAAAUAGAAAAUAGAUUUCUACUUGCAUGUCCUGUUUGGGGGCCGCCAGCCAAAGCUCAGAAAGCUGAAUUAGUGGUUAUUACAUCCGGUAAACAAUCAAUCAUUGAUAAAAUAAUGCAUUUACUUAUACCAGUUCUUGGAAAAAAAGCAAUCCCAAUUGGAGAAGAUGUAACCAAAGCAGCAAAAUAUAAACUUGUUGGAAAUUUUUUUGUUGGGGGAAUAAUUGAAAUGUUGUCAGAAGGAUUAACAUUUGCAGAUAAAAAUGAUAUUAGUAGAGACAAAAUGAUGGAAUUUUUUGAAGAAUUUUCAUCUGAUGCGGUUAUUAAAGGAUAUGGAAAAAGAAUGGUAAAUGAUACUUUUACCAUAGAUAUCGGCUUCAGUGUUAAUAAUGCCAUGAAAGAUGUUAGACUUAUGCGUAAUUUAGCUGAUGAUUCUCAAGCUCAAUUACCAAUUGCAGAUUUAUUAUUUCAACAUUUAUUAACAUCAAAAGCAAAUGGUGGUCAACAUUAUGAUUGUUCUUCUGCUGUUGGAGCUUUAAGACUUGGUAAAACAAAAUAG
Molecule: messenger RNA, 948 nt
Organism: Entrophospora sp. SA101
Lineage: Eukaryota; Fungi; Glomeromycota; Glomeromycetes; Entrophosporales; Entrophosporaceae
Source: the annotation of a GenBank genome assembly